Molecule: messenger RNA, 1201 nt
Organism: Oncorhynchus nerka (sockeye salmon)
Lineage: Eukaryota; Metazoa; Chordata; Actinopteri; Salmoniformes; Salmonidae
Product: zinc finger protein with KRAB and SCAN domains 7-like
Exons: 2
Coding region: 234-857 (207 amino acids)
Biological process (GO): regulation of transcription by RNA polymerase II
Molecular function (GO): RNA polymerase II cis-regulatory region sequence-specific DNA binding; DNA-binding transcription factor activity, RNA polymerase II-specific
Source: RefSeq, a predicted model, not a curated record
AAGAAGCUCGUCAGCCACCUUCUUAGCUUGCUAGCCAAUAUAGCCGGAACAUUGCAGCUCUUUAGACGGUUUCGGUGAAUGGGAAGUUGCUGUGUUUAAAGCACACGUCUGACGUAUCUACUAGUUACCCCGUUUAAUUUUAUAAUUACGUUGUUAGUCAUCUCGCUAGCUGGUUAAGUUAGCACUAGGCUAGUUGUUUAUGCUAACUAACUAGCUAGCUAACAUCCCCGACCAUGAGCUCACUAAACAACUCCCCCACUGCCAAAGGACAGGAGGUCUGCUGGACGGAGAAAGAGGGUCUGUGGCUUAAUAUUGUCGUGAAAGAAGAGGAGGAAGAGGAGGACGUCACAUUGAAAGGAAAUACAGGAGCGCUCAGAGAGGAAGAGGAGGAAGAGGGGGAUGUCGUUUUUGGAGUGAAGGAGCAGGGGGAGGUUACUGUCACAUUGGAAAAUGAGGAGGGAAAAACUGGAGAUCUGAUGAACACCGGAGAGAGGCCAGACUUUCCCUCUGACAGCGGGAAGAGUCCCUCAGGGGAACCAGACCCAGAGACACCCAAACCAGUGAGACCACACCACUGCUCCCACUGUGGAAAGACUUUUACCUGGUUAUCAAAGCUGAAAGAGCACGAGAGAACACACACUGGAGAAAAGCCUUACCAAUGUGCCAUUUGUGGCAAGACUUUUACCCAGUUAGGGGGCUUUCAAUAUCAUGAGCGGACACACAGAGAAAAAAAAUACCUACCACUGCUCUCAGAAUGGAACGACAUUUACCCAGUUAGGGAACCUGAAAAAGAACGACAGAAUUCUCACACAGGGAGAGAAGACAAACCACUGCUCCCAGUGCGGAAAGAGUUUUAAAUGGUUAUCCAAGCUGAAAGAGCACGAGAGGACCCACACAGGAGAAAAGCCUUUCCAAUGCUCCCAUUGCGAAAAGAAAUUUAACCAGUCAUCGCAUCUGAAGGAGCAUGAGAGAAUACACACUGGAGAGAAGUCUUUCCAAUGCUCCCAGUGUGGAAAGGGUUUUACCUGGUUAUGGAACCUGAAAACACACGAGAGGACCCACACGGGAGAAAAGCCGUACCAAUGCUCCCUGUGUGGAAAGACGUUUACCCAGUUAGGGGGCUUUAAAUAACACGAGAGAACACACGCAGAAAAAAGACCUACCACUGCUCUCAGUGUGAAAAGACAUUUACCCGGUUAGG